Daldinia decipiens is the source of this 2074-nucleotide messenger RNA. Its product is annotated as ankyrin repeat-containing domain protein. Gene Ontology annotation, molecular function: protein binding. Lineage: Eukaryota; Fungi; Ascomycota; Sordariomycetes; Xylariales; Hypoxylaceae. Bases 85 to 1719 code for a protein of 544 amino acids. The transcript is spliced from 2 exons. The record is from RefSeq and is a predicted model, not a curated record.
AAUACAACAACAUUUUAACAUAUGCAGUCUUUCGCAUUUCUCAUUCUGUGAGGUGUUAUACAGUAUACGAUAAAUUAAACCAAGAUGUUCGACAUAGGAGCGCUGCCAAAUGAAAUCUUCGAUUUGGUUAUCGAGCAUCUGAUAAUUUCCAUUGGUAUCUUCAGAGCUUUCAUACUUCGAUCCGUCAACAAAAACUUUAACUCUGUUAUACUAUUCGCCAUCUGCAAUAAACAAAUCUUAGAUGUUGACGAUCCGGCUACACCACAGUUGAUCUACCGCAUGCCGAUAACCCCGAAAGCCAGAAUUCUUCUAGUACAAUCACGCUCUGAGAAAGCCGAUAGAGAUGAUGCCCUAUUCGUCAUUGCAACAGUGAACCAAGCGCUAGAUGACUUGACCCAGCUAACAAAUGAACAGCAGGCCAAGCAGCAUCAGAUGAUUGCUGAGGCGGUUGCUGAGAGAUACCCAAUUGAGAUAUUAAACUCGUCGAAGAGAAACGACGAUAGUGCGAAAACAAACUCCCAUGCUCAUAAUGUCCUCAUGGGUGCUAUUGUUAUCGGCAACUUACCACUCGUUAAGACACUGCUAGAAGAGCAGCAAGCAGACGUCAACGCAAUCAACCCCUAUUUUGGACGGCCCCUAGGAAUCGCAGCCGUUCGGGGCUACCUACCGAUCGUUCGCUAUCUUCUAGACUACGGUGCGGAUCCUUGCCGGGAUGAUGACGGACAGCAUUGGUGUGAUUUCGGCAUAAAACCCCCAAUAUGUGCGCUUGGGGCAGCGGUCCGAGGAGGACACGAUGACGUCUUCCAGUUGCUUAUGAAGCCAGAGUAUAGUCCAUCUCCCACUAGAGCCGAGUAUUUUCGGGUGAUACUCGAUGGAGUCAAAUUUGGGCGUCUUCAAUUUGUUCAGUCACUCUUACAGGCGACGGGUAACCAAUUAUCGGACUACGCCGAGUUCGGUGACACAAUGUUUUACACCGCAGUGGUCAACGAUCAACCAGACCUAGUACAGAUGCUUCUAGACAGUGGCGUCGAUGUAAACGCGGCUUUCCAUGACCGAAAGCAUCGUCAUUACGGCCAAAUACUAUCCGACGCGGCGUCAAGGGGGAAUCCUCGUAUGGUCCGAAUUCUUCUCGAUCAUGGUGCCUAUGUGGGCCGUGCGGAAAACUCAUGGCAUUAUGAUAAAUCCAGAAUCCCUAUUGGAAUAGCUGCCAAGCAUGGACAUGAAGAAGUGGUUGACCUUAUAUUUGCGCACAGCCCCAACCCUGAAUUUCUUGAAAUAGCAUUCAUAUGGGCUGCGAAAGGAGGUCAAGCUCAUUUAAUGAACAAGCUUUGGGAGAAAGAUCGACAAUUGCACACAAAACCAUGGCCUCGUCAUAUGAUAUCCCCCCCACGAAAUGGAGAUAUAGAUCUUAGACGCACAGUAGGCCUUGAGGCACUGUACGAGGCCAUCUUCGCAAAAAGCCCGGCGGUGAUCUCCCUAUUGGCCGAGCGCGGUGUUUCGCUCAAUGAGAAACGCUUAGGCCGGUUUCUCAUGGUGACGGCAAAAUUCCAAUCGGCGCGGUGGAUAGCAGAUUUCAUGGUAUCGUUGGGUGCUGAAGACGUAGAUAUUAACCGCGAGGACGUAUUCUUUGACUGCGCUGAAGAGACUAUUGGCAAGCCGAGAAUGAGAGCAGGCGUAUAUAUAACGAAGCAAACCUGGGAGUGGGGUAGCAAGCACUAAUAGCGAAUUUAUAUUAAACUAUACAUGGAUCGGGGUGGUAGUGUAUGUAGUGUUGAAUACCUCGCCAAUCCGGAUCCUCAGCUCCAACCGGCCACUACCCCACAAUUGCAUUAUCGGCUUUUCCGGCAAUGGCCCCACUUAGGUCCGAUCCGAUUGCGGGCCAUGGACGCAUGGCAUAUUGAUAACGGCAAGACCAGCAUCUUGGUGGCUUUGGUUGCAACGAGAUAAGAAUCGCGGCAAGGAAGAUGCGUGUAAUAGUACAUACGCCGUGAGGGGUAGUUUAGAUAUCGCAUGUGGGUGGCAUGUGAAGCCCCUAUUCAUUAACUUAUAGGUAGGUAGAUAAUAUCAAUCAACC